Closterium sp. Yama58-4 is the source of this 1821-nucleotide messenger RNA. Lineage: Eukaryota; Viridiplantae; Streptophyta; Zygnematophyceae; Desmidiales; Closteriaceae. The record is from the annotation of a GenBank genome assembly.
AUGCUUUCUAAGCAUUUGGCGGCAAAAACAGCCGAAAUCGUCGAUGCCAAACUUUUCUUUGCGCAAGACCCUGGACGAAAAGGAUCUAUUAGUCGAAAUCACCUCGAUGCUCGCGCUCACAAUGCUCGUGCUCACGAUGCUCGUGCUCACGAUGCUCGUGCUCACGAUGCUCGUGCUCACGAUGCUCUCGCUCACGAUGCUCUCGCUCACGAUGCUCUCGCUCACGAUGCUCUCGCUCAAGAAGCUCUCGCUCACGAUGCUCGUUCUCACGAUGCUCGUGGUCACGAUGCUCGUUGUCAAGAUGCUCGUGCUCACGAUGCUCGUGGUCAAGAUGCUCGUGCUCACGAUGCUCGUGCUCACGAUGCUCUCGCUCACGAUGCUCGUGCUCACGAUGCUCGUGCUCACGAUGCGCGUGCUCAUGAUGCUCGUGCUCACGAUGGGCGUGCUCACGAUGCUCCUCACAAUGCUCGUGCUCACAAUGCUCGUGCUCACGAUGCUCGUGCUCACGAUGCUUGUGGUCACGAUGCUCGUGCUCACGAUGCUCGUGCUCACGAUGCUCGUGCUCACGAUGCUCGUGCUCACGAUGCUCGUGCUCACGAUGCUCGUGCUCACGAUGCUCGUCGUCACGAUGCUCGUGCUCACGAUGCUCGUGCUCACGAUGCUCGUGCUCACGAUGCUCGUGCUCACGAUGCUCGUGCUCACGAUGCUCGUGCUCACGAUGCUCGUGCUCACGAUGCUCGUGGUCACGAUGCUUGUGCUCACGAUGCUCGUGGUCACGAUGCUCGUGGUCACGAUGCUCGUGGUCACGAUGCUCGUGGUCACGAUGCGCGUUCUCACGAUGCUCAUGCUCACGAUGGGCGUGCUCACGAUGCUCGUGCUCACGAUGCUCGUGGUCAUGAUGCUCGUGGUCACUCACGAUGCUCGUGCUCACGAUGCUUGAUGCUAGUGCUCACAAUGCUCGUGCUCACAAUGCUCGUGCUCACGAUGCUCGUGCUCACGAUGCUCGUGCUCACGAUGCUCUCGCUCACGAUGCUCUCGCUCACGAUGCUCUCGUUCACGAAGCUCUCGCUCACGAUGCUCGUGCUCACGAUGCUCGUUCUCACGAUGCUCGUGGUCACGAUGCUCGUGGUCACGAUGCUCGUGGUCACGAUGCUCGUGGUCACGAUGCUCGUGGUCACGAUGCUCGUGGUCACGAUGGGCGUGCUCACGAUGCUCGUGCUCACGAUGCUCGUGGUCACGAUGCUCGUGGUCACGAUGCUCGUGGUCACUCACAAUGCUCGUGCUCAAAAUGCUCGUGCUCACGAUGCUCGUGCUCACGAUGCUUGUGGUCACGAUGCUCGUGCUCACGAUGCUCGUGCUCACGAUGCUCGUGCUCACAAUGCUCGUGGUCACGAUGCUCGUGGUCACGAUGCUCGUGGUCACGAUGCUCGUGGUCACGAUGCUCGUGGUCACGAUGCUCGUGGUCACGAUGCUCGUGGUCACGAUGCUCGUGGUCACGAUGCUCAUGCUCACGAUGGGCGUGCUCACGAUGCUCGUGCUCACGAUGCUCGUGGUCACGAUGCUCGUGGUCACGAUGCUCGUGCUCUCGCUCACGAUGCUCGUGCUCACGAUGCUCGUUCUCACGAUGCUCGUGGUCACGAUGCUCGUGGUCACGAUGCUCGUGGUCACGAUGCUCGUGGUCACGAUGCUCUCGCUCACGAUGCUCUCGCUCACGAUGCUCUCGUUCACGAAGCUCUCGCUCACGAUGCUCGUGCUCACGAUGCUCGUGGUCACGAUGCUCGUGGUCACGAUGCUCGUGGUCACUCACGGGCACGGCCAUAG